AGAUUUGCUUCAUGGUGAACUCCUUCCUCAGGCAGAGAACAUACAAAAUUGCUGGUUCCCCUGUUCCCAUGCACAUGCUGACCCGGUGGGGCUGAAACCCUAAGUUAGGGUUUGGGGCUCGCGAGGGGGCACUACAAACCUCAGGAACGCCGACGCAGGUGUUUUUCUUUGGAAGUCUGUGUGCAGCGCCGCCUGCCUCAGCUCUUAGUUCUCCGAAUUUGACACUUGUUUCGUUUGCUUCCUUCUUUUUUUAUUUUUUUUAUUUUCUUCUUAGUCUUCUUCCUCUCUUGCUCAUCCCCAAUGGCUGAGACUUUAGUGCUGCGCGGGACUUUGAAGGGUCAUUCCAACUGGGUGACCGCCAUCGCCUGCCCUCUCGACAACCCUGACCUCAUCCUCUCGUCGUCUCGCGACAAGAGCAUCAUCGUCUGGACCCUCACCCGCGAGGAGGGCAACUAUGGUGUCGCCCGCCGUAGGCUGACCGGGCACGCUCACUUCGUGCAGGAUGUGGUGAUCUCCUCCGACGGACAGUUCGCCCUGUCGGGGUCGUGGGACGGGACCUUGCGUUUGUGGGAUUUGAACACCGGAACUACCACCCGGCGGUUCAUCGGUCACACCAAGGAUGUGCUCAGCGUGGCUUUCUCCGUUGAUAACAGACAGAUUGUGUCGGGAUCCCGCGACAAGACAAUCAAGCUGUGGAACACUCUUGGUGAGUGCAAGUACACCAUCCAGGACGUCGAUGCCCACACUGGGUGGGUGAGCUGCGUCCGAUUCUCCCCUGUGACUGCUAACCCUAUCAUUGUGUCCGGUGGGUGGGACAAGGUUGUCAAGGUGUGGAACCUGACCAACUGCAAGAUUCGCUCCAACUUGGUUGGCCACACCGGAUAUGUCAACACAGUAACUGUAUCCCCUGAUGGUUCGUUGUGCGCCAGCGGAGGUAAGGAUGGAGUCGCCAUGUUGUGGGAUUUGUCUGAGGGCAAGAGGCUGUACUCACUGGACGCCGGUGAUAUCAUCCACUCCCUUUGCUUUAGCCCCAACAGAUACUGGUUGUGUGCCGCCACCCAAUCCUGCAUCAAGAUCUGGGACUUGGAGAGCAAGAGCAUUGUCGAUGAGUUGCGCCCCGAGUUCACUUUCGUCAGUAAGAAGGCCCAGAUUCCUUACUGCGUCAGCUUGAACUGGAGCGCUGACGGGAGCACUCUUUUCAGUGGUUACACUGAUGGCCACAUUAGGGUGUGGGCCGUCGGAAGGGCUUAAGCGUCUUCUCAUUUACGGGGUCGCAAUGCGGAAGUACGGCGUUCUCUGAUUAGUGCCUCGUGGAAAUGCAGAUGUUCAUUUGGUUCGAUGUUAUGCCGGAACUGACGGAAUUAACGAAUACAAUUUUUUCACUUACUUUCA
Molecule: messenger RNA, 1392 nt
Organism: Physcomitrium patens
Lineage: Eukaryota; Viridiplantae; Streptophyta; Bryopsida; Funariales; Funariaceae
Product: small ribosomal subunit protein RACK1
Molecular function (GO): protein binding; translation regulator activity; ribosome binding
Source: RefSeq, a predicted model, not a curated record